Molecule: messenger RNA, 1280 nt
Organism: Schistosoma bovis
Lineage: Eukaryota; Metazoa; Platyhelminthes; Trematoda; Strigeidida; Schistosomatidae
Source: the annotation of a GenBank genome assembly
AGUACAGCUAACUAAUCUACCGAACUACUUAAGGGUCAAUUGUGAAUAAACUUUCUUUUCUCGCGUUUAGCUGGUCAUAUGUCUAUCGUAUGGUUUGAUAGCAUAAGUCGUCAGCGUAAUCCAUGCAAGAGGCCUAGUGAAAACAAUAAUUUUUGUAACAAAAAACGGAAGAAUUACAGGCAUACACCUAUAUCUAAGAAAUCUCAGAUAAUUCAGUCAUCUGGCCCUAACAGUGCUACUCAUAGUCCUUACGUCGUAGCUCCAUCUAUCCAAAAAUUACGUGAGAAUAUUCUGAAUGCCUAUGUAGUUAAAGAAACAGAGAUGAUAGCAUUUUUUCAUUUGCUGGAGGAUACCACAAUUAAAAAGUUUCUUGCAUUCGACAUGUGCUUCAAAUAUGCGGACAAUUUUGCGAUUGCGUAUGUGUUCGCCUAUUUUAAAAGAUGUAAUCUUUCAAUUCAAGAAUAUAAUCGAAUGAACUUUUUUUGCUGUCUGUAUCUUGUGCAUGAUAUAGAAGAAGAUGAUGGGGAUCACAAAUAUGAAAUUCUUCCAUGGGCUCUUGGUUCAUUUUGGCAACAGAAAAUGUCGAGCUUUUCUCGACAGAAAGAGGCUUUAUGGGCUAGAAUGGAUUAUCGAGCUGUGGUUAGCUAUAGGUGCUGCAAAGAACUAAUGAGUAUUUUUCCAUCACAUCCUGUAUGGGGCCGAAACAGACUUCCACAUCAUGGAGGAGCUAUUCGAGCUUAUCUAAAGCCCACUGACUCGAAUAUUCCGCAGGGUCCGAAGUCUCUUCCAAGGUACAAAACACCAACAAGCAUGACAGAUUUUAUUAUCAUAUUCGUUUUGUAGACUAUGUGAUGCCUGUAAACUGUUCUAUGCAAGAGACACUGUUCCUAAAUGUUUAAUUGCAAGUGAAAACUUCCUUACCCCAGAAAAUUCCCCAAACCUAAAUGACUCAGCUUUCCAUAGUCUAUUUGAAGACGAUUCGUUUAGCAGCUUUAGAAACGAGAAUGGAUCAAACGUGAAUACUGGGUUUCAAUCAUAUAAUUCAUGCUGUAAUGAAAGUUGGCUUUCUCAAGAAACGUACUGUUAUGAGAGAACCAUUUCUGGUAUUGAAAACGAAUAUUGUCUUAUAGAUGAAGAAUAAAAGAAAGAAAACUGAUGAAACACAUAAUUCGCAGUUUUAAAAACUUAUAGUCACGCUGUAAAUAAUUUUUAUACGUCAUAUACUGUAACAUGUUAAGUAAAUAAUUCGCAAAUUUUAGAAUUAAAAGUUUUACACAAGC